AUGAGGGCGUGUUUCCUAUACUGCGUCCUCUGCCUUGUGGCUCCUAUUGGCUACAGUCAGCGUCCUGGGCCUCCCGGGAUUCCUGGGCCUCCCGGGAUUCCUGGGUAUCCUGGGCCUCGUGGGCUUACUGGGCCUAUUGGGCCUGUUGGGCCCCAAGGUUCCAAAGGAGAUCCUGGACCAUUUGGGCCAGCUGGAGCAAGAGGGUUUCCUGGUGCUCCAGAUAUCUUCGGCUCCAUUAACGAGGACCUUGAAACCUUAAAGAAGAUCACUGAUAAGUUAGAACUGGCUAUAAACUAUGAUUUUGUGCAGACAGUUGCUGAGAAAUACUUUGUGUCCUACAAGGAGAGAGACUCUUUCUCCAGGGCCGUUGAGUUCUGCUCCCAGCGAGGCUUGGAUCUGGCUCUGCCCCAGAACGAGGAGGAGAACGUCGCACUGACUCAGUUCUUUGGUGACACUUACAAAACAGCCUGGAUCAACGUCAACACUAAAAAAGCAGAGGGGAAUUUUGAGGUUGAUCUGAAAAACCGACCUCUGACCUUUACCAAAUGGGGAGAAGGGCAGCCAGACAGGCUGCAGGAUACAGGCUGCACUGUGCUGUCAGAAAACGGUGCCUGGCAACAGCAAAGAAGCAGCACGUCCAGCUCACUCCUCGUUUAUACUUUGUGCAUUCAGAAGAUGAGGUCGUUUCUCUUUCUCUGCAUCCUCUGUCUGAUGGCUCCUAGUGGCUACAAUCAGCAUUAUGAUCCUCCUGGUGCCACAGGGUUGAUACCAAGUUCACCAGGGCCACCAGGGCCACCAGGGCCUACAGGGCCAUCAGGGCCACCAGGGCGACCAGGGCCAUUUGGGCCACGUGGGCCACCAGGGACACCUGGAGUAAGAGGACCAAUUGGACCAACUGGACCAUCAGGAGAUCGUGGGGAAACAGGGAGACCAGGAAUGCGUGGAAUGAAAGGACCACCUGGACCACCUGGACCAAAAGGAUCAACUGGGCCUGUUGUGAUAUGUGGAGAUCCCUUUAGUUCUAUUCACCAGGAAGCUGAAACCCUAAAGAAGAGACAUGCUAAAUUAAAUCUGGCUAUAAACUAUGGAUUUGUCCGAAGAGUUGGUCGGAAAUACUUUGUGUCUAACAAGGAGAGAGACUCUUUCUCCAGGGCCGACGAGUUCUGCUCCCAGCGAGGCUUGGAUCUGGCUCUGCCCCAGAACGAGGAGGAGAACAACAUACUGACUCAAGUGUUUGGGGACGCUUACAAAACAGCCUGGAUCAACGUCAACACUAAAAAAGCAGAGGGGAAUUUUGAGGUUGAUCUGAAAAACCGACCUCUGACCUUUACCAAAUGGGGAGAAGGGCAGCCAGACAGGCUGCAGGAUACAGGCUGCACUGUGCUGUCAGAAAACGGUGCCUGGCAAGUGACACAUGAUUGCUCCCUGAACGCUUACAUCAUUUGUGUUCAGAUACUGAGGUUCUGCACUGAGAAGAUGAAGCUGCUUCUCUUGUUCGGCAUCACCUGCCUGAUGUCUCCUUUUGGCUACAGUCAAAUAAUGGAAGGUCUCGUUGGUCCCCCUGGUCCCCGUGGUCCCCCUGGUCCCCCUGGUCCCCCUGGUAUGCCUGGUAUCUCUGGUCCCAGAGGUGACGUAGGAUUCCCUGGGAGCGUUGGUGCACCUGGAUUUUCAGGUAUGAAAGGAGAACCUGGAAGACCGGGAGAACCUGGAAGACCUGGAGGAUCUGGAGAACCUGGAAGACCUGGAGAACCUGGAAGACCUGGAGGAUCUGGAGAACCUGGAAGACCUGGAGAACCUGGAAGACCUGGAGGAUCUGGAGAACCUGGAAGACCUGGAGAACCUGGAAGACCUGGAGUACCCGGAAGACCUGGAGAAGCUGGACCUCGUGCAAACUGCAGACUAGAUCCCCCUGAGUCCAGUUGCCCGGACCUCAACACACUAAAGAGCAACUUUGCUAAGUUAGAGCUGGCUAUAAACUAUGAUUUUGUGCGGAAAGUUGGUCAGAAAUACUUUGUGUCCUACAAGGAGAGAGACUCUUUCUCCAGGGCCGUCGAGUUCUGCUCCCAACAAGGCUUAGAUCUGGCUCUGCCCCAGAACGAGGAGGAGAACGUCGCACUGACUCAGUUCUUUGGUGACGUUUACAAAGCAGCCUGGAUCAGCGUCAACAAUCAAAAAGCAGAGGGGAAUUUUCAGGUUGAUCUGAAAAAUGGACCUCUGACCUUUACCAAAUGGGGAGAAGGGCAGCCAGACAAAUCCAUCCAGGACACAGGCUGCACCAUGCUGUCAGAAAACGGCAUCUGGCGAGUGACAAACGAAUGCUUCCUGAAUGCUUUCAUCGUUUGUCAGAUCUAGAAAGGUCUAGUAUCCAAUGAAAGUCUCAACUACAGUUUACAUGUGCUAUUGCAUAACUUACCUGUGGAUGAGUAGGGCAGGAAUGUUAUAGAGAAAGGAAAAGACACCUUCUUUCAUGCUACUGUCCAGUGAAUUAAAACAUAUUGACAUAACCUUAUCCACAUUUUCACAAUAACAUGGAAACUGCUCUAUGGGUCGGGCUUAGGCAUUAUUGCCCUUAGAUAUAUUUGCUCUUACAUGUAAUCGUUUGUUUCUUACCGCUAUCCUUAAAUCUCUCCUGAAAUAAGUAUAAUUGCAUCAGCAUCAUGACAUUAUGUAGAGCCUGUAAUCACUUUUGUUUUGAAAGCAUAUGACACAAUAAAGCAUACAGCAGUGA
This is a messenger RNA of Seriola dumerili (greater amberjack), 2728 nucleotides long. RefSeq lists its product as uncharacterized. The coding region runs from base 1 to 2352 and encodes 783 amino acids. Lineage: Eukaryota; Metazoa; Chordata; Actinopteri; Carangiformes; Carangidae. The transcript has 13 exons. The record is from RefSeq and is a predicted model, not a curated record.